AAGAAUGUUUUACAUGUCUGGAUACCGUGUACUGAAAUCUAUUAAUUUUUUGUAAAUAUAUAACAUCAGAAUUAAUGCAUCAAAUCAAUUAUGUCAUAUUUUAGAAUGAUUUGAAGGAUGCGUUAUUCACUUUCUUCAUAUUUAUAUUUUUGUAGGAAUUUGUGUACAGUUCAAACUAACCUAAAAAUACGAAAAGAUAAAAGAAUAUUUUCCGCCAAUUUUUUAAAGUUCCGCCAAUUUCAGUGUUCAUUUUAAGAUGACAGUUUACAAAAUUUCCAGAUUAAUUCGACAUCUUAGAUUUUUCAGAGUUCCAAUAAAACAAGGAUUUUCAAAGACAUAUGUUACCGAUGUAAAUACAAAACAACAAAAGAUCAGUCCUUGGUAUUCAUUUAUAAAACAACGGAAAUGGGGCAUUCCUAUCGGAGUUGGAAUAUCAUUAUUAACAGUAUUCCAAUAUAGCUAUUUAAGAAAAUAUCCAUACACACCUAGGGACAGCAAUGUGUACGAGCCAAUUAAUAUUUUUGUGGUGAAAUGUUAUUAUUUCCUACCAUUUCGAACACUCAGCAAGAUAUGGGGUUGGAUAGCUAAUUUAGAAUUACCAACCAGUUUAAGACCAAUUUUAUAUGGAUUUUAUGCAAAAACUUUUAAUGCUAACUUAGAAGAAGUUGAUUUAGAUUUAUCUGAAUUUCCAAGUUUAUCUGAUUUUUUUGUUAGGCCACUUAAAUAUGAUGCAAGACCUAUUGAUCAUAAUGCACACAUAGUUUCGCCUGCUGAUGGAAGAGUAGUACAUUUUGGACCAGUAACUUCGUGUUGUGUGCAACAAAUAAAAGGUGUAACUUAUAAUCUUAGACAUUUUUUAGGAGACAUAAAUAUAUUUGGUUCUGAUGAAUUAUCAAAAUUUACGAAAGAAGAUGAUGCUGUCUAUUUAAAAGCUCUUUUAAAGAAUCCAAUGAAUCAGCUUUAUCAAUUAAUAGUUUAUCUUGCUCCAGGAGAUUAUCACAGAUUUCAUAGUCCAACUGAUUGGGACAUAGAAUUUCGUAGACAUUUUCAAGGAAAGUUGAUUAGCGUCAAUCCAAAGAUAGUCCGAUAUUUUCCAAAUUUAUUUUCGUUAAACGAACGUGUAACAUAUAUUGGUAAAUGGACUGGUGGUUUUAUGGCUUAUACAGCAGUUGGAGCUACAAAUGUAGGUUCUAUAAAAGUUUACUGUGAUAAGGAACUACGUACAAAUGUUAUUAAAUGGCCUGAAGCAAAAUAUUGGAAGGAUGCUCACUUAGGUUGUAUACACUUAAAGAAAGGAGAAUUAUUUGGUGAAUUUAGAAUGGGAUCUACAAUUGUAUUGCUGUUUGAAGCUCCAAAAGAUUUCAAAUUUUGUAUACAAGAAGGGCAGACAAUAAAAAUGGGUCAAGCUUUAGCUACCUGUACCGUUGAAACUGAGGAAAAACAGUAUAAACAGUCGCUAUGACAAUUAAUAUCGCGCAUUUCACUAGACUGGACAUAUGUAUGGAGAAUAGAUAGAUGAAGUUUAGGAAAUUCAGUGAUCUCAUGAUACAAGACUUGCUUUAGAUAGUAUUACGAUUGUUUUAAGAGUUUUACAAUGGAAACGACUAUAAAGAAAAAUAAAAUGAAUGUUACAAACAAACUUUUCAAAAAUUUAAUUUUUUGAAACUUUUACAAAUUUUAUAAAUAAAAAAAAAGUAAUAAAUAAUUAUUAAUACUUGUUACUUAAUAAAUCUGAAAUUAUUUUUAUCAGGUUUAUAUGAAUUAUAGGGAUAAUUCAUUGUACUUACAAUGUCCUAAUGUGUUGCAACUAAUUUCCUAUUAUUAGUUCAAUUAAGAUAAUGGUUACAUUGUAACGAAUGUUACAUGAAACGAUUGAAGUUACUAUUUAUAAUGAAUGUACCACUGAUACGAUUCUUUGCGAAUUUGAAAAUAUAACUUUGUGAUACAAUAAAGAAUAUAUGUAUACACCUCUCAAUUUUCAAAACCUUGUGAAAGUAAUUUUAUAUACAGAUGUUAUCAAUUAAUGAUAUAAUAAAGAUUUCAGCAAUAA
Osmia bicornis bicornis is the source of this 2050-nucleotide messenger RNA. RefSeq names its product phosphatidylserine decarboxylase proenzyme, mitochondrial (gene Pisd). Gene Ontology annotation, biological process: phosphatidylethanolamine biosynthetic process. Gene Ontology annotation, cellular component: mitochondrion. The coding region runs from base 257 to 1462 and encodes 401 amino acids. Lineage: Eukaryota; Metazoa; Arthropoda; Insecta; Hymenoptera; Megachilidae. The record is from RefSeq and is a predicted model, not a curated record. Gene Ontology annotation, molecular function: phosphatidylserine decarboxylase activity. The transcript has 5 exons.